Gossypium raimondii (Peruvian cotton) is the source of this 1377-nucleotide messenger RNA. RefSeq names its product expansin-A6. The transcript has 2 exons. Gene Ontology annotation, cellular component: extracellular region. Bases 82 to 963 code for a protein of 293 amino acids. NCBI's taxonomy places the organism in Eukaryota, Viridiplantae, Streptophyta, Magnoliopsida, Malvales, Malvaceae. Gene Ontology annotation, biological process: plant-type cell wall organization. The record is from RefSeq and is a predicted model, not a curated record.
CCACCCACCUCAACCAUUACCAUUCGCCCCCCAAACAAAUUCAACACACCCGCCAUUUCUCUCUCCCUUAUCUUCCACACAAUGGCUGCCCCCAAAUUUUCCCUCGCUCUCCUCUGUUUCACUUCAUUGCUACCAUUUUUCACUUCGGUGAACGCAAAGAUCCCCGGCGUUUACUCUACCGGCUCUUGGGAAACUGCCCACGCCACCUUUUACGGCGGCAGUGAUGCUUCCGGCACAAUGGGUAUUUCACAAAUUACACUCCCAAGUCCCCCAUCAAAAUCUCACAUUUUCAUGACCCUCCAUUUGAUUGUUUUUUUCUUUUGUUGUUUUUUAGGUGGUGCAUGUGGGUACGGAAAUCUGUACAGCCAAGGCUACGGUGUCAACACGGCGGCUUUGAGCACUGCGCUUUUCAACAAUGGCCUUAGUUGUGGUGCUUGUUUUGAGAUCAAAUGUGCUAGUGACCCAAGGUGGUGUCACCCUGGUAGCCCUUCUAUUUUCGUCACUGCCACUAACUUUUGCCCUCCGAACUUUGCUCUUCCAAGUGACAAUGGCGGUUGGUGUAACCCUCCCCGUCCUCAUUUUGAUCUUGCCAUGCCUAUGUUCCUUAAAAUUGCUGAGUACCGUGCUGGUAUUGUCCCAGUCUCCUUUCGUAGAGUGCCGUGCCGAAAGCACGGGGGAAUAAGAUUCACGGUCAACGGAUUCCGUUACUUCAACUUGGUUUUAAUCACCAACGUAGCCGGUGCAGGAGACCUCGUGAAGGUUAGUAUCAAAGGAACCAAAACCGGUUGGAUGAGCAUGAGCCGUAACUGGGGCCAAAACUGGCAAUCAAACGCCGUGCUGAUCGGUCAGGCACUCUCUUUUAGAGUCACCGGCAGUGACAAACGCACUUCCACUUCAUGGAAUGUGGCACCACCUAAUUGGCAGUUCGGCCAAACCUUCACCGGCAAGAAUUUCCGUAUUUGAAAAAAAAAAAACACAAGACAAGCCGUUUGAAAUCAAACUUUUUUGUUCUUGGUUUCCCGCCUUCAAUUUUCCUUUAUUUUCCCGGAAAAUCUGAAGUGGGGUAAAAGAAAGUGUUAUUAUUAGGAUUUAGGGAAAGGAAACCUAAAAGCUUAGGUUAUAAGUUUGUAAACUACGUGUGUGGCGUUAACUUUUUUUUACUGUUGUUUUUAUUUGUGAAUGAGCUGGUGGUAAUAGUAAAAAAAAUUCCAGCGAAUGGUAAAAAAGCAAAGGUGUCGUGUUUAGGGCUGAAGUGGCUGCAGAUUAAAGAAAGCACGUAGUACUAGUGGCCCGCAGCUCUUUUAUUCUGUGUUUUUCAUUCAUAGUAAUAUCGACGCUACUUUUUAUUAUAUAAAUGUACUUAUAAGUGUUAUGAGA